AUGGAGGUGCUCAGGCUGAGUAGAUUGUGUGUAUGUGUAUUGGUUCUAGUUGUUGCUAAAGCAGCAGCGAAUGAUAAAUGCCCUGAGGAUGGAGACGGAACGCGGUGCCCAUUGUCUGCCUGUGCCAGGGGGGACGCACUGCCCCGCUGCGCAUUUGGAUUCGCUUCCACCGUAACGGGAGGCGCAGGGGGGCAGUCUAACUCUUACGUGGUGACGAGCUCUGAGGACUCCCCACAGUCUCCACAGCCGGGAAGUCUGAGAUACGGGCUUGGCAAGGGAAACGUGUGGAUCACCUUCUCCCGGGGCAUGAAGAUCCUUCUCAAGGACAGGCUCUGGAUUCAAAGCUCCACCACCAUUGAUGGCCGGGGCUUCAGCGUGACAAUUAGCGGCGGCCAGCUCGUGAUGCGAGGGGUCUCAAACGUCAUUCUGCACAACCUGCAGAUCAACGCCCCCGCUGACAAGAGCGAGAACACCAUUCAUGUCAGCGACGGGUCCAACCUAAUCUGGAUGGAUCAUCUCACAUUUGUGGAUCCCACUCGCAUGACAGGCAUUGGCAAGAUCAUCUCCGUCAACACCGCCAGCACAGACGUCACCAUUUCCAACUCCAUUCUCGCCAACACAGAUUUCAGCGUUCUGCUGGGCAACUCCGAUGAGGAACAGCAGGACAAAAUCAUGCGCGUCACGGUGUACAGGAAUUGGUUUAAGGAUUCCACCCAACGCAUGCCUCAUUGCAGGUGGGGAUAUUGCCAUGUCCUCAACAACCUAUACACUAACUGGGGUUACUACGCCAUUGGCGCCCGCGUUCGAGCCACCAUCAAGUCCGAAGCCAAUGUCUUUGAGGCGGGCCCGAAGAAAGAGGUAACCCCCUGGGAUCGUAGUUUAGCUACAACAUUGGACCAGACUCCCCACAUCGAAUCCAAUGGAGAUCUGCUCCUCAAUGGGGCUACUUUCCAUCAAUUCCUCAAAACGGCACCGGCAUCUGCUUCUCCCGCUCACAAAGUAAAGCCCCCUCCUGUCUUGCCACCUCAACAACUUUCUUCCCUGUUGAAACGCUGCGCAGGAGCACUCAAUCCCUCCCAAGCCCGGGCAUGCCUUCUUCCCUGA
This is a messenger RNA of Cryptomeria japonica (Japanese cedar), 1104 nucleotides long. Its product is annotated as pectate lyase 1. The coding region runs from base 1 to 1104 and encodes 367 amino acids. Gene Ontology annotation, molecular function: pectate lyase activity. Lineage: Eukaryota; Viridiplantae; Streptophyta; Pinopsida; Cupressales; Cupressaceae. The record is from RefSeq and is a predicted model, not a curated record. The transcript has a single exon.